GGCCCAAAAGAAAAUUAAACAUACAGAGCAAAACGAAGAAGAAUCGAAUCGAUAGAACCGUGAAUUGUCAAACAAUUCGAAUCCAUCUACUUCACAAAAUUGCGAUCAGUAGACAAAUUGAUAGACAGCUUAAACCUGUGUUCGUCAAUUUUUGCAGCAUUGACUUAAUCGAAUCCGUAAAGAUCGGUUAUGGCGGAGGCCAAGAAGAAGAGAGGCGAAGAAGCUAGUACCAGCGGCGGCGGCGGCGGCGGAAUUGGUGGGAGAGGAGAAAGCGUAGUGACGGAUUGCGGCCGCCAGAAAAGCACCUGCGGUUACUGUAAAUCUGGUGCUCGGACCAGUAUUUCUCAUGGUCUAUGGCCGCAGAGUUUGACGGUGGAUGACUAUCAAGCUCUCAUUGACAGAGGUUGGAGAAGAUCUGGAUGUUACUUGUACAAACCUGACAUGGAGAAAACAUGCUGCCCAUCAUAUACUAUUCGUCUCAAAACUAGUGAAUUUGUUCCUUCUAAAGAACAAGUUCGAGUAUCUAAAAGAAUGCAAAGGUUUCUAGACGGUACAUUAGAUGUGAAGAAAACAAACAAUGGGGAAUCGUGCAAUAUUGCAACAGAAUCUCCGGUAGUUGAUGGUGGAGGCAAGGACGAAACCGACCAGUUUAUGCAUUUCUUUUCAGAGCAGAUUAAUAAUUCAGUACAAGUAUGCGUGAAAAGUGGGGAAUUCCCUUCAGACAUACAGUUGCCGAAGGCUUCCAUCAAAAGAGUUGUACCAGCUAAACGAAACUUGCAAGCAGACAAUUCAGAAGAACUCAUUUUCUCAUGCAAUAUCGCCUUCCAAAUUUCAGCUACUCUAAGACGAUUCAAGAAAGAUUUUCACACGGAAUCGAGUGAGCUUUCUCCUACAACGAUUGCUGAAAUUUUGGCAAGCCACUCAAAGCAGACAGCAGAAGCGUGUGGUUUGUCGGUCAGAGCUUGCUAUGGACACAUAAAUUUCUAUUCUUUUACGAAGCAAUCAGAUUUAAUUGACCCUCGAAGAAGCGUAAUUUCCAAACCUGCCCCCACAACAAACAUCAGUAAUGAGAGGCCUUUGAAGAGAAGUUGUGGGGCCCGUGAGAGCCAAAGACAUAAAUUCGAGAUACGGCUGAAACAAUCGAGCUUUGAUUACGAAGAAUACUCUCUAUACAAGAAAUAUCAACUUACAGUGCAUAACGACGUACCCGAUGACGUCACUGAAAGCUCGUACAAGAGGUUCUUGGUCGACACUCCUUUAACAUAUAUUCCGCCGAAUGAUAAUAAUGCUGCAGUUCCUCCUUGUGGGUUUGGCUCUUUCCAUCAGCAGUAUUUGGUGGACGGGAAAUUAAUUGCAGUUGGUGUUGUCGAUAUACUGCCAAAGUGUUUGUCUAGUAAAUAUCUAUUUUGGGACCCUGAUUUUGCCUUUUUAUCACUCGGCAAGUUUUCGGCUUUACAAGAAAUUAAGUGGGUUAACGAGAGUCAAUUACGUUGCCCAAGCCUUCAGUACUAUUAUCUUGGCUAUUACAUUCACUCGUGCAGCAAGAUGAGGUAUAAAGCUGCUUAUCGGCCAUCAGAGCUCCUCUGCCCUUUUCGCUACCAGUGGGUUCCAUACGAUAUUUCAAAGCCGUUUUUAGACAGAAAAAAAUAUGUGAUUUUAUCUGAUUAUGCCACUUCACAAAAGGGGGAGUCAUUGCUACUGAAUGUUCUUGAUAAUCAUAUGGAAGAUCAAGAGAAUGAGGCCACAAAUGAUGUUCUGGUGAAUGAGGAUGAGAUAGCUGAAUUUGACUCCGAUUUUUCUGACGACGAAUCAGACGAAUCAGACUCAGAAACUAAUGGUGCCGAUGUCAGUAAUGUUUUGAUUGGAGUGAGAGCAAAUGUUCAUCGGAGGUUCAAGGACCUACGACAUGCAUUUGAUCAGAGUCAGAGGAAGUUUGUAGAAAGCCAGAUACAAAGAUAUGUUAGAGCUGUGGGCACAGAGCUCUCUGAGAAAAUGGUAUACUCACUAGCAUGAUGUAUAUAUAUUUUCAUCGACAUAUUUAUGCUUCUUCAACUCUCUGUCCAUAUCAAACGUUGCCUUAUUAUUCAACUUGCUGGAGUGCCGUUUCACUUUAUUUCUGUACUGCUCAAUUUAGCUACACAUGCUCUUCGUAUGCUUGUAUCAAGAAUUGUACUUCAAAAUGGUCAUUGUGGACCGUGGGAAUCAUAAUAAUUUACGCAAUAAAUUAUUAUGUAAAAUUUGAGAUGAGAUGAAUCCCAGACUGCCUUAAAUUGUGUAAAAUGAAGUCCCAUAUUAUUUUA
Messenger RNA from Erythranthe guttata (spotted monkey flower), 2300 nucleotides. RefSeq names its product arginyl-tRNA--protein transferase 2. The record is from RefSeq and is a predicted model, not a curated record. Gene Ontology annotation, molecular function: arginyl-tRNA--protein transferase activity. Gene Ontology annotation, biological process: protein arginylation. NCBI's taxonomy places the organism in Eukaryota, Viridiplantae, Streptophyta, Magnoliopsida, Lamiales, Phrymaceae. Gene Ontology annotation, cellular component: cytoplasm.